AUGUCACAGUACCUCAAACCCGAGUGGCUGCCCCGGUUCCAGUUCCCAGGUCCAGACUGGCUGCCCCAGUCCCGGUCACAGUCCCCCGUGCUGGAUCAGCUUCCCCGGCACCAGUCCCAGUUCCCCGAACCGGACUGGCUGUCCCAGUCCAUGUCACAGUCACAGAACCUCAAGCCGCACCAGUCCCAGUUUCCCGAACUGGACCCAUUGCCCCAGUCCAUGUCACAGUUUGCCGAGCCCGACCGGCUGUUCCGGCCCCGGUCUUGGUUCCUGCCCCAGUACCCCGAACCGGACUGGCUGCCCCUGUCCCAGUGCCCCGAGCCAGACUGGGUGUUCCAGCCACUGCCCUUGUCCCAGUUCCCCGUACCAGACUGGCUGCCCAGGUUCCUGUCACAGUUCCCCAAGCCGGACCCACUGCCCCAGUCCAUGUCACAUCUCAUUGAUUACAACUCCACUUUCAACCACCUGCUCCACUUUCCUGACAUCAUCCAGGAAAAUGACGACCGUGCUAUUCAUAUGAGAGGCCGACUUUACACUAUCAAAGCCCACCAACUCUCCCACAGCCAGGGCGACCUCCUCCACGGUCUCUACAGCAGUCCUCCCUCAGUCCUCCCUAAGCUCUACAGCAGUCCUCCCUCAGUCCUCCCUCAGUCCUCCCUCAGCUCUACAGCAGUCCUCCCUCAGUCCUCCCUCAGUCCUCCCUCAGUCCUCCCUCAGCUCUACAGCAGUCCUCCCUCAGUCCUCCCUCAGCUCUACAGCAGUCCUCCCUCAGUCCUCCCUCAGUCCUCCCAGCAGUCCUCCCUCAGUCCUCCCUCAGUCCUCCCUCAGUCCUCCCUCAGCUCUACAGUAGUCCUCCCUCAGUCCUCCCUCAGUCCUCCCUCAGCUCUACAGCAGUCCUCCCUCAGUCCUUCCAGCAGUCCUCCCUCAGUCCUCCCUCAGUCCUCCCUCAGCUCUACAGUAGUCCUCCCUCAGUCCUCCCUCAGUCCUCCCUCAGCUCUACAGCAGUCCUCCCUCAGUCCUUCCAGCAGUCCUCCCUCAGUCCUCCCUCAGUCCUCCCUCAGUCGUCCCUCAGCUCUACAGCAGUCCUCCCUCAGUCCUCCCUCAGUCCUCCCUCAGUCGUCCCUCAGCUCUACAGCAGUCCUCCCUCAGUCCUCCCUCAGUCCUCCCUCAGCUCUACAGCAGUCCUCCCUCAGUCCUCCCUCAGUCCUCCCUCAGCUCUACAGCAGUCCUCCCUCAGUCCUCCCUCAGUCCUCCCUGAGUCCUCCCUCAGCUCUACAGCAGGACUGCUGUAGACUGCUGUAG
Molecule: messenger RNA, 1302 nt
Organism: Myripristis murdjan (pinecone soldierfish)
Lineage: Eukaryota; Metazoa; Chordata; Actinopteri; Holocentriformes; Holocentridae
Product: histone-lysine N-methyltransferase 2D-like
Exons: 3
Coding region: 1-1302 (433 amino acids)
Source: RefSeq, a predicted model, not a curated record